GGUAACUGAUGAUGUCCUUGCAAUGGCACGGCUCAAUACUGCGCAGAUAAUCAAAAAAGAUAUAAUUGCCCAAUUCCAAGGGUGGAGUAUAAAAACCAUAAUAAAUCUGCAAACACCAGGUGAACAUGCGAGUUGCGGUGGUCCGCUAGAAGAGAGCGGCUUUACGUACGAUCCCAACAUUUUUAUGAAAAACGAUAUUUAUUAUUAUAAUUUCGCCCUAAAGGAUUAUGGUAGUGCCACGGUGGGGAAACUUUUGGACAUGGUCAAGGUUGUGGCCUUUGCCGUGCAAGAAGGAAGAGUGGCCAUUCACUGUCAUGCCGGUCUCGGCAGAACCGGUGUUCUGAUAGCGUGCUACCUUAUUUACAGUCUUCGUGUAAGGGCGAACGAUGCCAUUAGAUUUGUUCGCAUGAAGCGUCCCUCCGCUAUACAAACGCGUGGGCAAAUAAUUUGUAUUCAGGAAUUCGAGCACUUUGUGCUUCCACAAAUGAUAGUAUUCCCUUCGCACAGUACAACGGGGGAUCGCAAACCCUAUAGCCUUCAAUCGUACCUGAAAAAGCAAUACAACAUGCUACACGGAUAUGAACAGCGCACCUUCAAGCAUAUUCCAAAAAUCGUUUUUAUUAUUUGCGAGCGGAUACUACAGCUCUGCGAUUGUCAAGAAGAUAAUUCGGCUUCCGAGAUUGCAUAUACGAUUUCCAACGUGCCUUUUACUCAAAAGUUUAUUUGUCAUGUUUUGGAGAAAUUCCGUGACAGCAAGGGUAAUAUGCGACACUCCUAUUCGUGGGCGGAAUCCCUUACGGACUCCUACGAAUACUCAACUUCCACAAAAGCGUGCAGUAGUAGUCAAGGCUCGUCCAGAGAUAUCUGUGAUGAUAUAGGAAGAUUAAGUGACGUAUUUUGCAUGUCACCAGAUACUCCUUCCUGCGAUUCUACAUUUCCAGGUCUAGACGACAUUUGCGUGGAUGAUGUCCUAGGUGACGGCAUUCACGAUCAGGAUCUGCUUGACAAUGACUGUUACAAAGAGAUUCAGUCGCAUAUGGACUUAAGAAGCGUCUCCCGUAAUGAUUACGAAACAGUGACGGCCGAGGAAGCUAUCAAAGCGCUCAUCAGAGAUAGUGCUUCGCUUCCUGAUCCUAUAAAAAAACGGUUGCAAAAUUAUCAGAGUGACUUGAAUCAUCGAUGUACUGCUUGGCAGCGAUUAGAAUUGGAAUCUAAUUUGGAAUUACUAUCAGCACUGUUAUUCGAAUGGUUGGAAAGUCUCAAGCAUCCUCUUCUUGACGUUGACAGCCUCAGUUACAUUGUCGUAUGGAGUUCAAAGCCGCAACGAUGCCUUGAAAAGCUAUCUGUUUGUACAAGAUAUUUAUUGGAAUAUCUUUUGCGAUUCAUUACUCGCUUAAGACCUGUGACAGCUGAGAGCCAGAGUUUAAUUACUAAAAGGCUAAUGGCGGCACUGACGCAGCAAACAAUUUGGAUCAAAAAUUAUUUUCAUCCUCCACAUAAACAUUUCCAGAAAUUGCGACGCGGUACCGCUGGUAAGCUCAAUGAAUUCUUCAUUCGCCUGAUGAACUUGAUAGAAGAAGUUAAUACUCAAGGAUUAGACAAGCCUCCAUGGGCGUCGAAAUGGGAAUUAUUGUCUAAUCACUUACGGGAUAUAGACAGUCAGAAAAACAAUGGAUGAUUAUCAAAUCUAGAGUUUAGUUUUCGACGAAUUUUUUUCUAUUUGCCAACGAUAUAAACUUCUAAAAUUGUUUUAUUUUUCACCAGUUGGUCUUGAAAAGCAUAUGUUUAGUCUGUAAUAGCAGCUACAGGUAAUCCGCGUCUAAGCAAGAUUUAACUCACUAAACAGAUGAUUUUUGUAAAAAUAUAAAACAGAAUACCUUU
Cyphomyrmex costatus is the source of this 1881-nucleotide messenger RNA. RefSeq names its product protein tyrosine phosphatase domain-containing protein 1. The annotation marks the transcript as partial. Gene Ontology annotation, biological process: cilium assembly; protein dephosphorylation. The record is from RefSeq and is a predicted model, not a curated record. The transcript is spliced from 9 exons. Gene Ontology annotation, molecular function: protein tyrosine phosphatase activity. Lineage: Eukaryota; Metazoa; Arthropoda; Insecta; Hymenoptera; Formicidae.